Molecule: messenger RNA, 7119 nt
Organism: Orycteropus afer afer
Lineage: Eukaryota; Metazoa; Chordata; Mammalia; Tubulidentata; Orycteropodidae
Gene: NAV3
Product: neuron navigator 3
Exons: 40
Coding region: 1-7119 (2372 amino acids)
Biological process (GO): neurogenesis; nervous system development
Molecular function (GO): ATP hydrolysis activity; ATP binding; protein binding
Source: RefSeq, a predicted model, not a curated record
AUGCCUGUACUUGGGGUUGCCUCAAAAGUGAAGCAACCAGCUGUUGGGUCAAAGCCUGUCCAUACUGCUCUUCCGAUACCAAAUCUUGGCACUACUGAGUCACAGUACUGUUCUUCAAGAUCUUUGGAACUUACUGGAACAGAGAGCUCAAUGCUUUCCUGUCAGCUCACAUUAAAAUCAACCUGUGAAUUUGGAGAGAAGGAAUCCUUCCAAGGAAAAUUCAAGGAGACAGAAGACAGUAAGAUUUACACUGACUGGGCCAACCACUACCUAGCAAAAUCGGGCCACAAGCGGCUGAUCAAGGAUUUGCAACAAGACAUUACAGAUGGAGUCCUGCUAGCAGAAAUCAUCCAGAUCAUUGCAAAUGAAAAAGUUGAAGAUAUCAAUGGAUGUCCUAGGAGUCAGUCUCAGAUGAUUGAAAAUGUUGAUGUCUGUCUUAGUUUUCUAGCAGCCAGAGGAGUAAAUGUUCAAGGUCUAUCUGCUGAAGAAAUAAGAAAUGGAAAUUUAAAAGCCAUUCUAGGACUGUUUUUCAGUUUGUCUCGCUACAAACAGCAACAGCACCAUCAACAACAGUAUUACCAGUCCUUGGUGGAACUUCAGCAGCGAGUCAGUCACACUUCCCCUCAGCCAGAAGCCAGUCAGUCCAAAACACAACAAGAUAUGCAGUCCAGGCAAAAUGUUACUCUUUGGGGGAUGAGGCUUCCAGGGCCCUCUAGGGUGCCAGCUGCAGGCAGCAGCAGCAAAGUCCAGGGAGCCUCUAAUUUAAAUAGGAGAAGUCAGAGCUUUAACAGCAUUGACAAAAACAAGCCUCCAAAUUAUGCAAAUGGAAAUGAAAAAGAUUCCUCCAAAGGACCUCAACCAUCUUCAGGUGUGAAUGGCAACGUGCAGCCUCCCAGCACUGCUGGGCAGCCCCCCGCCUCUGCCAUCCCUUCUCCUAGUGCCAGCAAGCCCUGGCGCAGCAAGUCCAUGAAUGUGAAGCACAGUGCCACCUCUACCAUGCUGACGAUAAAGCAGUCGAGCCCAGCCACCUCACCCACACCAUCUUCAGAGAGACUGAAGCCAGCUGUCACAGAAGCAGUCAAAACUGCUCCCUCGGGACAAAAAUCCAUGCUUGAAAAAUUCAAGCUGGUAAAUACCCGGACUGCUUUACGCCCCCCACAGUCUCCCAGUUCAGGUCCCAGUGAUGGUGGAAAGGAUGAAGAUGCUUUUUCUGAGUCUGGUGAAAUGGAAGUUUUUAACAGUGGUCUGAAUAGUGGUGGCUCAACAAACAGCAGCCCUAAAGUAUCACCUAAAUUGGCCCCUCCAAAAGCUGGAAGCAAAAAUCUCAGCAAUAAAAAGUCUUUGCUACAGCCAAAGGAAAAAGAGGAAAAGAACAGGGACAAAAAUAAAGUUUGCACUGAAAAACCAGUCAAAGAAGAGAAGGAGCAGGUGAUAGAGACAGCUCCAAAAAAGACCUCUAAAAUUGCAAGCUUGAUCCCAAAGGGUAGCAAGACAACUGCAGGCAAGAAAGAAAGCUUAAUUCCAUCUUCUAGUGGGAUUCCAAAACCAGGCUCGAAGGUGCCAACAGCAAAGCAAACUGUUUCACCUGGUAACACAGCAAGCAAAGAGUCUGAAAAAUUCAGGACUACAAAGGGAAGCCCUUCCCAGUCCAUACCUAAGCCUAUAACCACUGAGAAAGCAAGCACAUCGAACUGCCCUACGCCAUUGGAAGGACGGGAAAUUGUCCAAGCUCCUCCCUCUGGUUCUUGCACCAUGCCAUUGGCACAAAGCAGUGGGCAAAGCACGGGAAAUGGUGCUGUCCAACUUCCUCAACAGCAGCAACAUAGUCAUCCGAAUACUGCCACAGUGGCUCCAUUCAUUUAUAGAGCACAUUCAGAAAAUGAAGGGACCUCUUUACCAUCUGCUGACUCCUGUACCAGUCCUACUAAAAUGGAUUUAUCAUUUAAUAAGACUGCUAAGCAAUGCCUAGAGGAGAUAUCUGGUGAAGACCCUGAAACAAGAAGAAUGAGAACAGUUAAAAACAUAGCAGAUUUGAGGCAGAAUUUAGAGGAGACUAUGUCCAGUCUUCGUGGGACCCAGAUAAGCCACAGCACUCUGGAAACGACAUUUGACAGUACUGUGACAACAGAAGUGAAUGGAAGGACCAUACCCAGCUUGACAAGUUGGCCUACUCCCAUGACCUGGAGGUUGGGCCAGGCUUGUCCUAGACUUCAGGCAGGAGAUGCACCCUCUCUGGGUGCUGGUUACCCUCGCAGCAGUACCAGCCGAUUCAUCCACACAGAUCCUUCAAGGUUCAUGUAUACGACACCUCUCCGUCGAGCUGCUGUUUCUAGGCUUGGAAAUAUGUCACAAAUUGACAUGAGUGAGAAAGCAAGUAGUGAUCUGGACAUAUCUUCUGAAGUUGAUGUGGGUGGAUAUAUGAGUGAUGGCGAUAUCCUUGGGAAAAGUCUUAGGAGUGAUGACAUCAAUAGUGGCUAUAUGACAGAUGGAGGGCUCAAUCUGUAUACUAGAAGUCUGAACCGAAUACCAGACACAGCAACUUCCAGGGAUGUCAUCCAGAGAGGGGUUCAUGAUGUGACCGUGGAUGCUGACAGCUGGGAUGACAGCAGUUCUGUGAGCAGUGGUCUCAGUGACACCCUCGAUAACAUCAGCACCGAUGACCUGAACACCACGUCCUCAGUUAGCUCUUAUUCCAACAUCACCGUCCCUUCCAGAAAGAAUACUCAGCUGAAGACAGACUCAGAAAAACGUUCUGCAACCGAUGAGACCUGGGAUAGUAUUGAAGAGCUGAAAAAAUUGGAAGAGGACCUUGACAGCCAUGGGGAUGCUGGUGGCAAGUGGAAGGGGGUUUCCUCGGGGCUUCCUGAAGACCCUGAAAAGGCCGGGCAGAAAACCUCCCUGUCGGUUUCACAGUCAGGUUCUUGGAGAAGGGGCAUGUCUGCCCAAGGAGGAACACCACCCAGGCAGAAAACUGGAACAAGUGCACUCAAGACCCCUGGGAAAACUGAUGAUGCCAAAGCUUCUGAGAAAGGGAAAACUCCCUUGAAAGGAUCAUCUCUACAAAGGUCUCCUUCAGAUGCAGGGAAAAGCAGUGGAGAUGAGGGGAAAAAGCCACCCUCAGGCAUUGGAAGAUCUACUGCCACUGGAUCUUUUGGAUUUAAGAAACCAAGUGGAGUAGGGUCAUCUACUAUGAUCACUGCCAGCGGAGCAACCAUCACGAGUGGCUCUGCAACACUGGGUAAAAUUCCCAAGUCUGCUGCCAUUGGUGGGAAAUCAAAUGCAGGGAGAAAAACCAGUUUGGAUGGUUCACAGAAUCAAGACGAUGUUGUGCUGCACGUAAACUCCAAGACCACGCUGCAGUAUCGCAGCUUGCCCCGCCCUUCGAAAUCCAGCACCAGUGGCAUUCCUGGCCGAGGUGGCCACAGAUCCAGUACCAGCAGUAUUGAUUCCAACGUCAGCAGCAAAUCGGCUGGUGCCACCACCUCGAAACUCAGAGAGCCAACCAAGAUUGGAUCAGGGCGCUCCAGUCCUGUCACUGUCAAUCAGACAGACAAGGAAAAGGAAAAAGUAGCAGUCUCUGAUUCAGAGAGUGUUUCUUUGUCAGGUUCCCCCAAAUCCAGCCCUACAUCUGCUAGUGCCUGUGGGACACAAGGCCUCAGGCAGCCAGGAUCCAAGUAUCCUGAUAUUGCCUCACCUACAUUUAGAAGGUUGUUUGGUGCCAAGGCAGGUGGCAAAUCUGCCUCUGCACCUAAUACUGAGGGUGUGAAAUCCUCCUCAGUAAUGCCCAGUCCUAGUACCACAUUAGCGCGGCAAGGCAGUCUGGAAUCUCCAUCGUCUGGUACGGGCAGCAUGGGCAGUGCUGGUGGGCUAAGUGGCAGCAGCAGCCCUCUCUUCAAUAAACCCUCAGACUUAACUACAGAUGUUAUAAGCUUAAGUCACUCGUUGGCUUCCAGCCCAGCAUCGGUUCACUCUUUCACAUCAGGUGGUCUCGUGUGGGCUGCCAAUCUGAGCAGUUCCUCUGCUGGCAGCAAGGACACUCCGAGUUACCAGUCCAUGACUAGCCUCCAUACGAGCUCUGAGUCCAUUGACCUCCCCCUCAGCCAUCAUGGCUCCCUGUCUGGACUGACCACAGGCACUCACGAGGUUCAGAGCCUGCUCAUGAGAACGGGUAGUGUGAGAUCUACUCUUUCAGAAAGCAUGCAGCUUGACAGAAAUACACUACCCAAAAAGGGACUAAGAUAUACCCCGUCAUCUCGGCAGGCCAACCAAGAAGAGGGCAAAGAAUGGUUGCGUUCUCAUUCUACUGGAGGGCUGCAGGAUACUGGCAACCAGUCGCCUCUGGUCUCCCCUUCUGCCAUGUCAUCCUCUGCAACAGGAAAAUACCACUUUUCCAACUUGGUGAGUCCAACCAAUCUGUCUCAAUUUAACCUGCCUGGGCCCAGCAUGAUGCGCUCCAACAGCAUCCCAGCUCAGGACUCUUCCUUUGACCUUUAUGAUGACUCCCGGCUUUGUGGGAGUGCCACGUCUCUAGAGGAAAGGCCUCGUGCCAUCAGUCAUUCAGGUUCUUUCAGAGACAGCAUGGAGGAAGUUCAUGGCUCUUCAUUGUCGCUCGUCUCCAGCACUUCUUCUCUUUAUUCGACAGCUGAAGAAAAGGCUCAUUCAGAGCAAAUCCAUAAGCUGCGGAGAGAGCUAGUUGCAUCUCAAGAAAAAGUUGCUACACUUACAUCUCAACUUUCUGCAAAUGCUCACCUUGUAGCUGCUUUUGAAAAGAGUUUAGGGAAUAUGACUGGCCGGUUGCAAAGUCUGACCAUGACAGCAGAACAGAAGGAGUCUGAACUUAUAGAACUAAGAGAAACCAUUGAAAUGCUGAAGGCCCAGAACUCUGCUGCCCAGGCAGCCAUUCAGGGAGCGCUGAAUGGUCCAGACCACCCUCCCAAAGAUCUCCGCAUCCGAAGACAGCAUUCCUCUGAAAGUGUUUCUAGUAUCAACAGUGCUACAAGUCAUUCCAGCCUUGGCAGUGGUAAUGAUGCUGACUCCAAGAAAAAGAAAAAGAAAAACUGGGUGAACGCUAGAGGAAGUGAGCUGAGAAGCUCAUUUAAACAAGCCUUUGGGAAGAAAAAAUCCACCAAACCUCCUUCCUCACAUUCGGACAUUGAAGAGCUUACGGAUUCAUCCCUUCCAGCAUCCCCCAAGUUGCCCCAUAAUGCUGGGGACUGUGGGUCAGCAUCAAUGAAGCCCUCACAAUCUGCCUCAGCGUCACCCCUUGUCUGGCCACCAAAGAAACGGCAAAAUGGCCCUGUGACCUACAAGCAUAGAUCCCGGAUCUGUGAAUGCACAGAAGCUGAGGCAGAGAUAAUUCUGCAGUUGAAGAGUGAGCUCAGAGAAAAGGAAUUAAAAUUAACAGAUAUUCGGCUGGAGGCCCUCAGCUCUGCCCAUCACCUUGACCAGAUCCGGGAAGCCAUGAACCGCAUGCAGAAUGAAAUUGAAAUUCUGAAGGCUGAAAAUGACCGAUUGAAGGCAGAAACUGGCAACACAGCUAAGCCUGCUCGGCCACCGUCAGAAUCCUCAAGCAGCACCUCUUCUUCAUCUUCACGGCAGUCGUUGGGACUCUCUCUAAACAAUUUGAACAUCACAGAGUCUGUUACCUCAGAUAUUUUACUAGAUGAUUCUGGUGAUGCAACUGGACAUAAAGAUGGCCGCAGUGUGAAAAUUAUAGUCUCCAUAGGCAAGGGCUAUGGUCAAACAAAGGAUCAGAAAUCUCAGGCAUAUUUGAUAGGUUCCAUUGGUGUUAGUGGAAAAACCAAGUGGGAUGUCUUAGAUGGUGUAAUUAGACGUCUCUUUAAGGAGUAUGUGUUCCGAAUUGAUACAUCCACUAGCCUUGGUCUGAGCUCUGACUGCAUUGCUAGCUACUGUAUAGGAGAUUUAAUUAGAUCUCACAGCCUAGAAGUGCCUGAACUGCUGCCUUGUGGAUAUCUUGUUGGAGAUAAUAACGUCAUCACUGUGAACCUGAAAGGCGUAGAAGAAAAUAGUCUGGACAGUUUUGUUUUUGAUACGCUAAUUCCUAAACCAAUUUCCCAAAGGUACUUUAACUUGUUGAUGGAGCAUCACAGAAUCAUACUCUCAGGACCAAGUGGUACUGGAAAGACUUAUUUAGCAAACAAACUUGCUGAAUAUGUAAUAACCAAAUCUGGGAGAAAAAAAACAGAGGAUGCAAUUGCCACUUUUAAUGUGGACCACAAGUCAAGUAAGGAAGUACAGCAAUAUCUAGCUAACCUGGCUGAACAGUGCAGUGCUGAUAAUAAUGAUGCAGAGCUCCCAGUUGUAAUAAUCCUUGAUAAUCUUCAUCAUGUGAUGGGCUCUUUGAGUGAUAUCUUCAAUGGCUUUCUCAACUGUAAAUAUAACAAAUGUCCUUACAUUAUUGGAACAAUGAAUCAGGGAGUUUCUUCAUCACCAAACCUAGAGCUGCAUCACAAUUUCAGGUGGGUACUAUGUGCAAACCACACAGAACCGGUGAAAGGUUUUCUAGGCAGAUAUCUUCGAAGGAAAAUGAUAGAGAUAGAAAUUGAAAGGAACAUACGCAAUAAUGACUUAGUCAAAAUUAUAGACUGGAUUCCUAAGACGUGGCAUCAUCUCAACAGUUUUUUGGAAACGCACAGUUCUUCUGAUGUUACCAUUGGGCCCCGACUCUUCCUUCCUUGCCCUAUGGAUGUAGAAGGUUCUAGAGUGUGGUUCAUGGAUCUCUGGAACUAUUCUUUGGUACCUUAUAUUCUGGAGGCAGUGAGAGAAGGUCUUCAGAUGUACGGGAAACGUGCACCGUGGGAAGAUCCAUCAAAGUGGGUGCUAGACACAUACCCAUGGAGCUCAGUGUCUCUGCCCCAGGAGGGUCCAGCAUUACUUCAGUUGCGACCAGAAGAUGUUGGGUAUGAGGGCUGCACAUCUACUAAGGAAGCCACAACCUCAAAGCACAUUCCACAAACUGAAACAGAAGGGGAUCCCCUGAUGAAUAUGCUAAUGAAACUCCAAGAAGCAGCCAAUUACUCGGGCACACAAAGCUGCGACAGUGAUAGCACCAGCCACCAUGAAGACAUAUUGGAUUCAUCUCUUGAAUCUACCCUCUAG